AUGCCAGGCGGACGCACUGCUCACUCCCGAUUCAAAAUUCCUAUAAUGCUUGAUGAGUACUCCUCUUGUGCGAUAGCUCAUGAUUCUGAUAUAGCUGAGCUAAUUAGAAAUACAAGUCUAAUCAUAUGGGAUGAAGCACCUAUGCAACAUAGGUACGCAUUUGAAUGCCUCGACCGUUCUUUACGAGAUAUAAUGAAAUCUGUUGAUCCAAACAGAUAUCAAAUGCCAUUCGGAGGGAUUACAGUUCUCUUAGGCGGAGAUUUUCGUCAGAUCCUCCCAGUUAUAAAUUAUGCCUCUCGUGGUGACAUUGUUUCGGCGUGCAUCACAAAUUCAUUGUUGUGGUAUAAUGCCAAAAUUUAUAUUCUUCAUCGUAAUAUGAGGCUCAAUCAAGGCAACACUGCAGAGGAGGUUGAAGAAUUGCGGACUUUUGCUGAAUGGGUGUUGAAAAUAGGUAAUGGUACUCUGAAACCUCCUCAACAAUCUCACAUAACCUAUGAAGAAGAUGACAUUCUUCUGCCUAUCAAUUUCUGUGAUCCUGAUGUACAGAAUUCUGUUGAGAACAUGAUACAGUGGACUUAUCCAGAAUUGCUGUCAAAUUACAUGUCAGCUAGCUAUAUAAGUGAAAGAGCUAUACUCACUCCUACAAACCAGGUAGUUGGUCAUUUGAAUUCUCAAAUUGUUGAAAACCUGCCUGGUGAACAAAAUACCUAUUUUAGUGUAGAUCGAGCUGAAGAUUUCGGUGGCACUGCAUCUGAUUUGGGGUUUGCUUUUCCACCUGAGUACUUGAACGCUUUCAACAUCUCUGGACUUCCUGCUCACGAUUUGAAACUCAAAGUUGGUGCUGCUGUCAUGCUAAUGCGCAAUCUCAAUCAAACUCUUGGCCUGUGUAAUGGUACCAGAAUGAUAGUGACAAAGUGUUUAAGAAAUUGUGUUGAAUGCGAGGUCAUUUGUGGAGCUUUCGUUGGUUCAAGACAUUUCAUUCCUAGAAUGGAGUUAUGCCCGACUGAUACCAAACUGCCUUUCAAGCUCAUCAGGAAACAAAUGCCACUUCAGAUAUGCUAUUCCAUGACCAUCAACAAGUCACAAGGCCAGUCGCUUGCUAAAGUCGGAUUAUAUUUGCCAAACCCUGUAUUUACUCAUGGCCAAUACUAUGUUGCUGUCAGUAGAGUUACUUCUCCUGGUGGACUUAAAGUCUUCAUAAACUCUAGCAAUGGCUCACCAACAAAUGUAACUAAAAAUGUUGUCUACAAGGAGAUUUUUUAUAAUUUGCCAUCUGCAUAA
This is a messenger RNA of Daucus carota subsp. sativus, 1281 nucleotides long. RefSeq lists its product as uncharacterized. NCBI's taxonomy places the organism in Eukaryota, Viridiplantae, Streptophyta, Magnoliopsida, Apiales, Apiaceae. Gene Ontology annotation, cellular component: replication fork. The record is from RefSeq and is a predicted model, not a curated record. Gene Ontology annotation, molecular function: DNA helicase activity. Bases 1 to 1281 code for a protein of 426 amino acids. Gene Ontology annotation, biological process: telomere maintenance; DNA repair; DNA replication. The transcript has a single exon.